UUGAAUAUAAAACAGUCAAUGUAAGUAAGCUAUGAAGGUGUAUACUGUUCUUGUAAUAGGGAUAAUAUUCACCCUUGUCUCUUCACAAACCUUUGAGGAAAGACUACGAACUAAUUUGAAAUCUCUGCUGGAUUCUCCAAAUGAUGGGUUCACUCUGGAAUCUUUUCCUGCAGAGCUUUAUGUGCUUCUUCCAUAUGCUAGACAUCUGAAUUUGAUAGAGGGAAAGGAACUACCACAAGAAGCAAAGAAUACUGCAUGCACAACAUGUAUCGUAGCAGUUGAACUUAUUAGAGAUCUAUUCAUAGUUGGUGCUGAUCCUGAUCUCAUGGAGGAAGCUGCCCUUGUAGUUUGUGAUAUAUUUGAAAUAGAGGAUCAUGAAGUCUGUAGAGGAGCAAUCCACAAUUAUGUUCCACAACUUCAAUAUAUUUUUACGCAAGGGAAAGGGACCAGUAGAGAGGCAUGUGCCAUACUUGUUGGAAAUGAUUGUGGAGCAGUGGACGAAGUUAAUGCCUGGAGUGUUAAACUACCAGAUAUUGAGAAGCCUGUUGUUGUAGAGCCAGCACUCCCUGCUCCAGGUUCACCCACAAGGAAGAUCCUUCAGCUUACAGAUAUUCAUCUGGAUCUCAGGUAUGAAAUUGGAUCCAAUGCUGCAUGCGGUACUCCUAACUGCUGCAUGAAUGUUUCUGGAAUAGCUCCUGAUGCUGAAUCAGCAGCUCAGUAUUGGGGAGACUAUAGAUGUGACUUGCCUCAUUGGACCUUCAAGCAUAUUCUUGAGCACAUCAAAGAUACCCAUGGAGAUGAUUUCGAGUAUAUCAUAAGUACAGGUGACUAUCCUGCCCAUGAUAUCUGGAUUCAAUCAAGAGAAAACAAUUUAGCUCACAGCAAGAAAGUGGUUGAUUUACUUAAAGAGGUCUUUCCUAACAAAACUGUAUUUCAUUCUCUAGGAAAUCAUGAAAUAUUCCCAGUAAACAGUUAUCCUACGACCACUGUGGAUAGUGCCAAUGAUCCAAGCUGGCUCUAUGACACGCUUGGAGAAUACUUUUUGGAAGCACAUUCUGAAGCUUUAGAACAGUUUAGUGUUGAUGGAUUCUACAGUAUUAACUAUGGAACAGACUUCAAGAUAAUUGGCAUAAACUCCAAUAUGUGUGAAAAUAUGAACUUUUUCCUCCUCUUGAAUUGGGAGGAUCCUGGAAUGCAGUUAGCUUGGUUGAUAGAUGAACUACUUGAAGCUGAAUUGGAAGGAAGGAAGGUUCAUCUUCUCAGCCAUAUUCCACCUGGUAACGAUGAUUGUCUUGGCUCCUGGGGUAGAGAGUUCUCCAAGAUUAUAAGUAGGUUUGAGGGAACAGUCAUGGCUCAGUUCUACGGGCACACUCACACUGAUAAGUUCACGGUAUUCUAUGAUACGAACAACAGUUCUAGGCCUGUAAAUGUUGGAACUAUUUCUCCAAGUGUAACAACCUCUGGAAACCCUGGAUACAGGAUUUACACAGUGGAUGCUGGAUAUGAAGGAGCCUCUCAUAGAAUCUUAGGCCAUGACACAUAUAUCUUCAAUUUAACUGCUGCUAAUAUAGCUGGACCUGACCAAGAACCAAUCUGGUACAAGCUCUAUUCUGCUCCACAGGAUCUUGGCAUGGAAAAUCUAUUUCCGUCUGAAUAUGAACAGCUGGUUAGAAGAAUGGUUGUGGACGAUGAACUUUAUGAACAAUUUUUAAGUUAUUAUAGCAAGGGCGAUAGAAAUAAUCUACGCAGCAAAUACUCAACACUUUGUCCCUUACUGACAACAUCAAAUCUGGACAAAAGCAAAUGUGAAGAAAUAUUGGGCUCAGCUGAAAACUAAUUUUGUAUAUCUUUUUUUAAAUAAAUAAAUAAUUAGUUUAUUUUUAA
Molecule: messenger RNA, 1884 nt
Organism: Eurytemora carolleeae
Lineage: Eukaryota; Metazoa; Arthropoda; Copepoda; Calanoida; Temoridae
Product: sphingomyelin phosphodiesterase
Exons: 2
Coding region: 32-1837 (601 amino acids)
Biological process (GO): sphingomyelin catabolic process; ceramide biosynthetic process
Cellular component (GO): lysosome
Molecular function (GO): acid sphingomyelin phosphodiesterase activity
Source: RefSeq, a predicted model, not a curated record